Molecule: messenger RNA, 2261 nt
Organism: Engraulis encrasicolus (European anchovy)
Lineage: Eukaryota; Metazoa; Chordata; Actinopteri; Clupeiformes; Engraulidae
Product: di-N-acetylchitobiase-like
Exons: 7
Coding region: 251-1432 (393 amino acids)
Biological process (GO): oligosaccharide catabolic process
Molecular function (GO): chitin binding; hydrolase activity, hydrolyzing O-glycosyl compounds
Source: RefSeq, a predicted model, not a curated record
CAUCAGCAUUUCCAACAGCUUUCACCCCUUUCAGUUUCGUCUCGUUACUCGUCAAAUUCGCUCCCACUAGGCCAACCGUAUCGAGACGUGAGAUAGGGCUCACUAGGCCUAGUUGUAGUCGCUCAUAGAGGCGAAAUCGAAUAGUUCUAACUGCACGUCCAGUUCAGCUGCAUGUAGCCCACCUGUCGCACAAAUCUGUAGCACACUUGUUACUGUAGCUUUUGGUGUCCUGUCACCUGACUUACGGAAGAUGUCAGCGCACACUUUGUUAUUUACCCUUUUAUAUGCGCUACUAAUUAAGUGCGAUACAUUCCCUGUAAGUGAUUGUCCUUGCAAGGAACCAGCUCUUUGUCAACCAGUUCAAAACAAGACUGAACAUGAGGUGUUUGUGUUUGAUGUUGGUGGAAAAGCGUGGAAUCAGUACGACUGGUCGAAAGUGACAACUAUUGCAACGUUUGGACCGUAUGAUGCCGAAUUGAUGUGUUACGCUCAUUCCAAAGGUGUCAGGCUGGUUAUGACAGGGGGUGUGUCUGUCAAAGACAUUGUAGAUCCCACCAACAGGACCACCUGGAUUAAGGAACAAGUCAUUUGGGCAAAGAUGCACUUCCUGGAUGGCAUCAACUUAGACAUAGAGCAGUCCAUCAAGGAAGAGUCCCCAGAGUACUUUGCCUUGACAGCGCUGGUUAACGAGACCACUGCUGCUUUCCACAGAGAGAUACCAGGUUCCCAGGUGUCUUUUGAUGUGCCCUUCUCGCCUAUAUGCGGUGGACGACACUAUGACUAUAAAGCCAUUGCGGAUGCUUGUGAUCUGCUUUUCGUGAUGUCUUAUGACAUGCACUGGGGCAUAGUGGCUGGACCUAAUUCACCAUUCAACAAGACAUUAACAGGUUAUGAACAGUACAUCAACAAGAAUAUUCAUCCUAAGAAACUGGUGAUGGGCGUACCAUGGUAUGGCUAUGAUUACCCUUGCCUCAACUUCACACAGGCUGGUGUGUGCAUCAUUAAGGCAGGCCCUUCAGUGGAGUGGCAGCGCUGCUACAGCGUCAUGAUGAAGCAGGUCAACAGCUCCAUGUCGGGCAGGAUCUGGGACAAGAAAUACCUCGCCCCUUAUUACAACUACAAGGCGGCAGGGGGUCAGGUGCACCAGGUGUGGUAUGACGACCCCCAGAGCAUCUCUCUCAAGGCGGCCUACGUCACCAAGCUGGGCCUCAGGGGCAUCGGCAUGUGGCAAGCUGACUGUCUGGACUACAGCGACAACCCCGUUGCCCAGCAACAAACCAAAGACAUGUGGGAUGCCCUGGUGGUGGCCAGGGACACUGUGUCAAGUGGAGUUGCCCUGGAGGGCAGAGGCAUGUUUCGCCAGCAAGAGGAUGUUUUCUGUCCGGAGCACUAUGAGCAGAAAAGGCAUCCUCCAUCUCUAUUCAGGCCAUAAUGGUUUUGUACUUAGAUUUAACAGCUGCCCUUUGAAGUCCAUUGUAAUAUUUGGACGAAAUAUUUGGACAAAAUAUUUGUUAUGAAUGUGCAAUCACUGACACUGCCAUGAAAGGAAUUACUGAGUUACAAUCAAAAAUGUAAUCUCUUGAAUUUUUUAUAUGCAGUCUCUUUUCUGUUGUGAUAAUUAUCAGGUACAUUAAGUAUGUUAUGGUGCAAGAAUAUUGUUUUUUCUGAAUGAAUGUGUCAUUUAAUGUGAUAUCAAUCUUUAAGUCACAUGUGAUUUUAAUAGAUUUUAAUUAUUUUAUAUUGCACUUUGUUGUUUGUUUGUUCUGUGUGGGGUUCCUGUCUGAUUGUACUGGUAUGUCCUGAUAUGUAUUUUUAUGUGUACUUUCUGUAUUACUGUAUGUGACUGUGGACCAAGAUCCUGGCGAAUAAACUGAAUUGAAUUGAAAGAAUUCGCUGUUGUAGCAUAUAUUAUAUUCAUUUGAGCAAUAGUCUAAAAAAUAUCUGGACUGAAUUUCUGUGCAUCCAUGGGUUUUUGAUACAGCUCUACAAUUGAUACAGCUCUACAAUUGGUCAUGGUUUUCUGAUUAAAUGUGUCGUACAAUGUGAUCUCAUCAACCUCAUGUGCUGAUGGAAAGAGUGUGAAGAAAACUUAAAUACACUUGUCUAGACUGGAUUUCUGUGCAUCCAUUUGUUUUCAGCUUUUUUCAGUUUACAGCUCUACAAUUGGUGAUGAUUCUGUUAAAUGAUGAUGAUGCCUUUGUGAAGAAAUGUUCACCUCUCUCUGUACAAAAGAAUAAACCCAAAGUUGCACUUGAUGUACU